CCCGAACCAGUAGUGUUCCAGACUUUGUGAAGGAAGGAACGAGCCCAUCAGCAGCCACAUCGUGUCAUCGUCUCAAUUCUCGCGUUUAUUUUCCACUCGGAAAAGUGAGACCAUUCAUUCAUUCAUUUUUUGCAUUUCAACUUCCUCCUCCUCCAAGCUACCAACUUUUUAGAUAAAGGUUUUCAAAUAAAGUGCCCGACUUAUUCGCCACGUAGCAGUUUACAUCCGGGCAGUAAAAACAGUUUUGCGGUGUUUUAUUUCCUUCUUCAUUUCACUUUAUGUGAAUUGAAUUGGACUGGAUUUCUCAAUAGUGGAAAAAAGAAACUUUGUUGGAGAGAAAACUCUUUAAAAUUCUAGCUUCGCCCUCCUAACUCAGUUUGACUUUCUCUCCUCUGUAAGAAAGCACUUUUUCCUGCUUAAACUUUAAUUCUUAACUUUGCCCAGGAUAAGUAUUGUGUGUGUUUGUAUGUGUGGAAGUAAGUGAUAUUUCACUCUCUGGACGAAAACCUCUGGAAAAAUAAGUAAGAAGCGUGCUGGGUAUCGUUGCCACAUUUAAUGUUGGUUUAGCCCCACCGUGGACGUGGACACUGGAUGCGGACAAUCUUUCACUUUCGUUUCGUCCAAGAAAAAAAGAACUUAUUUAGUUAACUUGUGACUCAAAAAGUGACAAAUGCCCACUUAGCCUAGUUCUCUCUCUCUCUGGCAAUCACUCACUCAAUCAGGAGACCGUUUCGAGAAAAAGUGUAAAAAAACUAGAUACACCGUGCUUUUAUUUCCCCUUCGAAGUAAAGUAAUCCUACCGACAGGACGGAAGAAAUUGGGAUCAUGGACUUGGAUGGAUAGCUCCAUUCUUCUUAAGGAGAAAGUUGCCCAGGACAGGAUUUCGGUGAGGUGGUCGUGAUCUUCGCAGGAACGAAUUAUUUUAUUAUCAAAGAGAGAAAACAGCAGCAGGAUGACGAGAAGGGGGAGCCGGAACUUUGUCAUUCUUCUCCUCCUUACCCUCCACUUUACCAAGUCGUCCUCCUUCUGUCCCCAGUAUUGUGGGUGUAACGACACCUCGCUGAGUGUCCGAUGUCAUUCCUCCUCGAAUUUGAGAGUGGUUCCCAUUUUCUUGAAUCCUCAGAUCAAAUCCUUGUCCCUGUCUCACAAUCAGAUUAAGGACAUCACACUCUCGCUCCAAUUCUACCAGGAGCUGGUUCACCUUGACAUUUCCGGGAAUCAAUUAGUGUCCCUGGGGAAGGGAAAUUUUGAAUCGCUCCGUGCCCUCGAAACCCUCAAUUCAUCCUACAACCAGGUGAAAGUUCUGGAAUCUGGGGUGUUCCAAGGGCUUUCAACCCUCACCCAUUUGGACGUCAGUGGGAACCAGGUUGAACGAUUGGAGAAGGAUAUUUUCUCAAGUUUGAGAAACAUCAAGGAAAUCGUGUUGGAUCGGAAUCGAUUAGAAUUUAUUGAUUGGGAUUUGUUCAAAGGACUUACGAAACUUGAGAGGAUUAGUGUCCAGUAUAAUUUCAUUCAGGUAAUCGAGCCCAGUCCCACCUUGUCAUCGGUUAUCACUUCCACCACUAACGGAUCAGUUCCCUGGACACUGCCCAGCGUCCAAAUCCUCGACGUCUCAUCGAACCAAUUGACUCGAGUGAAGGAUAAUUCCCUCCUCGUGUUCUCCUCCCUGAAGGAAUUAAACCUCUGUUGCAACUACAUUCAUACCCUGGAGGACCGUGCUUUUACCUCCCUGCCAGCCCUGGAGAGGGUCAAUCUGUCCCAAAAUCGGUUGGGCAGGGUUCCCUCCACCCCGCUCGGUCUGGUCACGUCGCUCAGAUCGCUAGACUUGUCUUCCAACCGAUUGUCCUCCACCAUUCCGGCCACCGCUUUUCGACCCCUGCACAACAUCCAGUUCCUCCGACUGAACGACAACCCCGCGCUGGAGGCCUUCCAUCCCGACAGCUUAUCCGAACAGUUCAACCUUGUCAGCCUGGAGGCGGAUUAUCUUCCCAACUUGACCGAAUUUAGUGGCACUUUGCUCGCAAAUAAGCCCAACUUACAGCGGUUUUCGAUAAGAUAUGCCCACAUUGAGGUGGUGCCUUCAAAUCUUGUGCAAGACGUUGCCGACCCGGCGGCAAGGGCGUUGGAUAUUUCUGGAAAUCCGAUCGAUUGUAACUGCUCAGCUUACCAGUUGUUUCAAUAUCUGCAACAUUACACCCAAACCGAGGGAUAUGAAGAUGGAGACGUUAUCGUUACUCAACCGGAGACCAGUUACCUGCUCAGGCCAUCAAUUUUAUCCCCCAGCAAUCUCUCGAAUCAUGCCCAACAGCCGUAUGUGGAUCAAUCUGGGAGGAAAAGUGGACAAGGAGGAGGGCGGAAAAAGUCUCCCUUUUACUUGUCCAUGGUGCGAUGUCAAGGUCCUCCUUCUCUGACGGGGAUUCUAGUCAAGGACUUGAAAGCGUCGGACUUUUCGGGCUGUUUCAGCAGUGAGGAUCACUUCCAAAUUAUGGUGAUUGUCAUCGCAGCGUCCAUCCUGAGCCUGAUUUUUCUCGUGGUGGGGGUGAAAAUGUGCUGCUUUUCGGGUAGGAGUACUACCACGAUGGGGGGAAAGUGCAAAAGGCUGUGUAUGUGUUGUGGGGGAUGUUGGCCCCCGUGUAAAGGAAAGAGAAAGUCGGCCCAAGGGAGCGACACGGUCACAUUUUGUGGAAAAAGCUGUCCUUGUUUUGGUGGGGAGGAAAAGGGGCUCGAUUUGGACAAGGCGGACCGGUUAUUUGAGGGUUAUCGGGGGAGAGACGGAAAUAAUAUGGCGAAUGGGCAACAAACUCCACAACAGACUCUGAUGCAGGAGAGGAAUCAUUUCAUUGGAGUUCAGGUGCAACAAAGCCCCAGUGGAAAAUUAUUCUUUUCCGCCGACAAUUCCACCCCACAACACGUAGCCCCCCAAUCAUACUAUGCCCCCAAUGGGCUCAUCCCCUUCACGGAGGAUGGAGCAUACCACCACCACACCCUUCGUCACGCCAACCUCAGUGGUGGCACUCUUAGCAAACCCAACCAACCACUCCCACCCUUGCCCCCGUACAAUUAUAACUACACAUUCAACCCCAAACCGUCAAAAUCCAUCCACAACAAUUUUCUCGAUGGGGGCAACGAGUACACAAGUCCACUCGACUUGCACCUCCAACGCCACAAUAAUCACCACCACCACGCUGCCCUUGGUCAUUACGAUUAUGACGAUGAGGACGAUGAUUCUGACGAGAAUGAGCGUCAUCACGACCUCCACCAGCACCAAGCAGGUCGUCCCCAGCCACCCCAAUACCACUAUAACCAGUAUAACAAUGGGGGUGGCCCUGCAGGGACUAAAAGUAAUAGAAAGUCCUCCUCAAAACAUAACACACUUCGUGAAAAUGGUCACUUUGGUGGAUCCUCGACCAGUUUCUCGACCAGAGGAGCGGAUCGACAAGUUCCGAGUGUUCUUGUCUAGAGAGAGGUGACAGUGGUGUUAAAUAUGAUACGCUAUGAUACUGCUAUGCUACUUAAGAUAAGAUAAGUGUGUGUGAUCAAGUCGUUAAAUUAAGAGCCAUUUGUUUAGCCUGGUGGAGUACGUACUCGACGGCCAGGCUUACUUACAUAUAUUUAUAAACGUCUCAAUUCUGGUGCCCAAUUCCCACGAAAUUGUUGACUAAUGACUUGCGAACAUCACAGAUGUUUCUUUCUUUCUUCUUCUUUACAACAGUGUCAGAUGGUUGGUGAAAGUUUCUCGUUUUCUUGGAGAGAGAGAGGAAAAACAUGGCAAAAAACGAUGGCCGGUCAGUCGUCGUCGUCGACGUCGAGUGGGUAAAAUUGAGUAGGAGAAAGGAGGAAGUUUGUCAGAAAACGCGUAAAACAAAAUCAAUUUGUUGCUAAAACUUGGAGAAAAAAAUGAAACAUUUUUGAAGCGGAUGGAUACGAAUGAACGAGUAGAUAUUUAGAUUAUGUAAGAUCGAGACUGAAGAAACAGAGAAAGUUGCGUCUUUUUAGUGAAAGUCGCCGUAUUUUUCAGGAAUACUUUCCCCGCUUUCCAUCCAGUCCGGCAAGAUAUUUAAAUUCCUUUUCGCUUUCCAUCAAAUCAACCUUUCUGGGCAGUUUUAAAAAAUUGAGACAAACUGCUCCAACCCAGUCUGGCUGGACAACAGUAAAUAAUAAAACUUCCAUAUUAUUCCAAAGCAAUAAAAGACGACGGCUACGACAAGAACUAGAGAAUAAAUAAAACAUAAAAUAAAUAUGCGGCAUAUUUUCGUUUUCAAAUUUUAGCUUACAAAGAGAACAAACCUUUCAAAAUUUGACAUUUGUUUUUAUCCACUUUCUCUUCUCUUCCUCUCUCUAAUUAAAACCUUUCCUUUUCAAUUUUUACUCCGAUACAAAAACCCACUCAGUCAUAAAGAAAGAACAACAAAAUCAAAGUUUUCUUUAUUACAAAACUUUGCCUAACUUUUGCCAGUCGGGAUAAGUAAUGAGGCGAAUCAAAAUCAAGCAUCCACAAAAACUAGUCUACACAAGAAUAAUUAUGAAAAGUCGCCACCCUGGCUAAAAGUUGAGGAGCUAUUAAUAUCAACUAUAAAAUUUAUUUUAUGUAUCGAAUUUUCCUAAUUAGUCCAAACAUCACACCUUGAUACAUAAUAGAAAGUUAGAAAUUAUGUAACCCGUUAUAUGUAUACAUAAGUAAAUACUUAUUGUUAAGUAAGAACCGUACCUUGUAAAACAUUAUAAUUCGAUAAGAAAUAGUGGAUAAGAUGGUUUUAUACAAAAAAUAAACUGAUUUUAACGAUGCGA
Folsomia candida is the source of this 4788-nucleotide messenger RNA. RefSeq lists its product as uncharacterized. Gene Ontology annotation, cellular component: extracellular matrix. The record is from RefSeq and is a predicted model, not a curated record. NCBI's taxonomy places the organism in Eukaryota, Metazoa, Arthropoda, Collembola, Entomobryomorpha, Isotomidae. Gene Ontology annotation, molecular function: protein binding. The transcript is spliced from 5 exons. The coding region runs from base 953 to 3460 and encodes 835 amino acids.